Saccostrea cuccullata (small rock oyster) is the source of this 2202-nucleotide messenger RNA. RefSeq names its product plasminogen-like. The transcript has 9 exons. The record is from RefSeq and is a predicted model, not a curated record. NCBI's taxonomy places the organism in Eukaryota, Metazoa, Mollusca, Bivalvia, Ostreida, Ostreidae. The coding region runs from base 1 to 1632 and encodes 543 amino acids.
AUGGGUGUCGAAAAUUUCUUUCUAUGCUCUAUACUAGGACAGCGGGAGUGCAAAAUGACAACACUGGGUCUGGAGUAUUUUGGAAACGUGGAUCAAACGUUGUCUGGGAAAGAAUGUCAAGCCUGGGUCUCGCAGUUUCCCCAUAAGCAUAAGUUUAACAAUACCUUAAAGAACAGUAGGAAUUACUGCAGAAACCCUGACAGAGAACCACAGGGCCCUUGGUGUUACACUACGGACGAGGAGAAAAGAUGGGAAUACUGUGGAAUACCACUAUGUCCUAAGUUAUACAUGCUUUCCAUUACAGAUGAUGACUGUUAUGAAAAGGGAAAAGGAUUUAUGUACACGGGACAAAUUGCUACCACAGAGACUGGUUACGCAUGCCGGCAUUGGGAUUCAGAAGAGGCUUAUGCAGUUUUUGGAGAGUUAGAAAAUUAUUGCAGAUCCCCGGAUGGAGCAAAAUUUCCCUGGUGUUUGUCUACAGCUCCCGGUAAAAGAUGGGGAAAAUGCAACAUACUUAUUUGUGGGCAAUCAACGACAAAUAAACCAAAUAACUCAACAACUUCACCCUUAACCCUCACAUCGUUAACAUCACAAGAAAAGUUCGAAACUAAUCCAGCAAUUAAGGGUCGUGUUGUGAGCAGCGACAACAGAAGCUUAAACGCCGAUUUAUUCAUUGCAGUGUUUACCAUGCUAUUUUCUUUAAUGAUCACAUUGCCACAGAUGAAAAGCAUCAUACAUUCAAGUAAAAUAAACAAGAAAUCAAUAAAAAAGAUAGGAAAUUAUGGAAAUUCAAAAGGACAAAGGGAGUGCAAAAUGACAACACUAGGAAUGGAGUAUUUUGGAAACGUAGAUCACACCUUGAGUGGAAAAGAUUGUCAGUCCUGGGUCUCACAGUUUCCCCAUAAGCAUAAGUUUAAUAAUACCCUAAAGAACAGUAGAAAUUACUGCAGAAACCCUGACAGAGAACCACAGGGCCCCUGGUGCUACACGACGGAUGAGGAGAAAAGAUGGGAAUACUGUAGAAUACCACUAUGUCCCAUUACAAAUGAUGAUUGUUAUGAAAAGGGUAGCGGAUUUAUGUACACGGGAAAAAUUGCUAUCACAGAGACGGGUUACGCAUGCCGACGUUGGGAUUCAGAAGAGGCUUAUGCAGUUUUUGGAGAGUUAGAAAAUUAUUGCAGAUCCCCGGAUGGGGCAGAAUUUCCCUGGUGUUUGUCUACAGCUCCCGGUAAAAGAUGGGAAAGAUGCAACAUACCUGUUUGUGGGCAAUCAUCAACAAAUAAACCAAAAAUCUCAACAACUGCUCCCUCAAGCACCACAUCGUUAACAUCUCAAGGAAAUCCCGAAAUAAAGCCAGCAAUACAGGGCCGUCUGCUGACUGAGAACAUCUGCACUCAAAACAGCAACAACAACAAUAGAAGCUUAACCGCCGAUCUAGUCAUCGCAGUGUUUACUCUGAUUGGUGUUUUAGCUGCUGUUUUCUUUAGUCUGUAUAGUGUUAUUGUCCUAAAACAGCUAAAGCUGCAAAUCAUCAAUCAGAACUCUAACAGAGAAAAAGAUGUAUACACGGUAGAUAACUCAUAUAUGACAGGAUUUUCCGAUAUGCAGCCUAUAGUAGAAAGUCGAACUUAGUUAGAAAUUUGAUGAACCGAAUACAGAGCUAAUAAAUAUCCUGAACAAAAAUUUGAGGAUGAUCCAAAAAAAUGAAACAUAACAAGGGCAAACAGUCUUCAAGAUCAAAAGUCCAUAAAAGAAUACAAAAUAAGGGCAGAGCAAACACGGACCUUCAAAACAUCAGAGGUGGGAUUAGGAGCAAUGUAGGAUUGAGAAUCCCCUGCCGACCGGUCACACCCGCCGUUUGCUCCUUGUCAUGAUAAAAAACUAACUGAAAAUCCAUCCGUCGUCAAUUCAGUGUGUAAAUAAUGGCCUAUAAAUUAGUAUGAAAGAAGUCAGUCGGCAUUUGACUCAGCGAUGAAUUGUAUUUGCUGACAAUAUCACUGUAUCAACAAUAGUACUUGAGAAAGGAUGUCUUUAAACGAGUCUUCUUGUAUCCUGGUUUCUUCAACUUAUCUUUCAAUAAUUUACCUUUUCAAAUCCCUUCAAAUAUGUUUAAUUCAUCUAAUUCUUGCAUUUUUUUUUCAAUGGUAGCAUUACAUAUAUAAUUUAUCCUGCAACUACCCCUUGCUUUGACCUAAUAAAGGU